Messenger RNA from Drosophila sechellia, 838 nucleotides. RefSeq lists its product as uncharacterized. The coding region runs from base 139 to 819 and encodes 226 amino acids. Lineage: Eukaryota; Metazoa; Arthropoda; Insecta; Diptera; Drosophilidae. The transcript has a single exon. The record is from RefSeq and is a predicted model, not a curated record.
CAAUACGUCAGAUCACAAGUUCAUGGAGAAAUCAUUUUCCAACAACCCACUCAGCUUGUAGCAGUACAAACACCCAAAUACACUUUUAUCACUAAUCAUUCAAAGAAUUUUCCAAACUUUUAACCCGGUUUAAACACGAUGACGUCCAUGCUGAAUACCCCGAUAGUCUCCAUCUUUGAUUUGAUGGUGAAUCGUCACAUAAGGCUGCGCAGGGAACGGGGAGGUGCGGUCACAAAUGGAAAUCUUCCUCCAUUUCGUCGGCCUAGAGCAGAACGUAGGGCUGCCGACGGAAAGAAGAAAUACAACCCAAGUGCGAUGGAGUUUCCCUUGCCAGAAACACUGGAAUUGAUGACUCCGCCAGCGGCAAAUGCCAUAACUGCCGCGCAUUUGACCAAGAAACACACUUCCCUGAAGAUCCAGCCGCCGAGCGAGAAGGACGUGAUCAAGAAGCUGGUGGAGAAGAUGUCCGAUGGACGAGGCAGGACCAAGACUGCGACCCCAAGGCACUCCCAGUCCAGCAAGAAGACCAGUGCCAAGUCCUCCAAGACGGUGGUCAUUCAGCCUCGCAGAAGGAAAGUAGUCGGGCAGGGAUCAUUCCGUGCUCAAUCAAAGCUCGCCAAGACCAGUUCCACUCAGCUAAAGCGACCACCCCUCUCGCCCAGAAGAGCAGAGUCUACAGCUAAGGAUGCCAGUACGCAGAGCAAGACGAAGACCACAAAGAACUCGCUUAAGAAGUCGGGUUCACAGAUGCGGAAUACCAGGUCAGUAGAUCGACUGAGCAAUGCAGAGAUUCCGGUCGUAAAACGAUGGCGUCUUUAGAAGAGAUAUACCAGUAGAU